Messenger RNA from Dryobates pubescens (Downy woodpecker), 1956 nucleotides. It is a transcript of the gene CKAP4, whose product is annotated as cytoskeleton associated protein 4. The transcript has 2 exons. The record is from RefSeq and is a predicted model, not a curated record. NCBI's taxonomy places the organism in Eukaryota, Metazoa, Chordata, Aves, Piciformes, Picidae. Gene Ontology annotation, cellular component: rough endoplasmic reticulum. The coding region runs from base 191 to 1876 and encodes 561 amino acids.
AACCCGCGUGCGUGGCAACUCCCCUCGGAAGCACCGAGGCUGUCCCCGUGUGCGUGGCGGAUCUCCAGGGCGGGGGCUGGGGCGGGGCGGGGAGCCUGGCGCUGUCCGGGCCGACGCCCCCGCCUUCCCUCCAUCCCUCCCCCGCCCGCUGCUGCUGCUCCGGCUUCGCGUACGACGGCGGCGUCCCGCCAUGUCGGCUGCAAAGCACCGGGGCCCUAAGGGGGGCAGUCCGCCCGCCGCCGCUAACGAGCGGGGCGCGCAGCCAGGCGGCGCCGAGGAAGCGACGACGAAGAAGCCGUCGUCGUCGUCUCACGGCCGAGGCGGCAGGGCCUCCGCGGGGGGAGGAGGGGGUCGCUCCGUUGCCAGUCCCCGCCGCGGCUGGGCGCUGCUGCUGGGCGCCGCGGUGGUGCUGGGCGCCGCGCUACCUGCCGGCUGGUACGUGCGGCAGCUGCGGGAGGAGGUCGGGCGGAGCGCCCAGGAGAGGGAGGCCUCCGGCCGGCAGCGGCAGGAGCUGGCCGCCACCCUGGACGCCGUGGUGCAGAAGGUGCGUUCCCUUCAAGCCACAUUUGGAGAAUUUGAGUCCAUGAUGAAAAUUGCCCAGCAGAAGCAGGAGGUUACUGACAAGGCCGUGAAACAAGGGGAGAGUGAAAUAAACCGGAUAAGUGAAGUGCUUCAGAAGCUGCAAAAUGAAAUUUUGAAAGACUUGUCUGAUGGCAUUCACAUGGUGAAGGAUGCAAGGGAACGAGACUUCACAUCCCUGGAGAACACAGUGGAAGAGAGACUAACAGAGCUAACCAAGUCUAUAAAUGAUAACAUUGCAGUAUUCACUAAAGUCCAGCAAAGGAGCCAAGAUGAGAUCAACAAUAUGAAAGCAAAGGUUGAUUCACUAGAAGGGGCAGAUGUAUAUAAACAUGAAAUUAAGGUGCUAAAAGAUGCUUUUGAUGAGAUGCAAGCCUCCAUAAAAAACAAAGAAAAGGACAUAGAGACCUUGAAGAGUACAAUAGACUCCAUGGAGUCCGAUGUGUAUACUGAAGUGAAAGAGCUAGUCAACCUCAAACAAGAACAUGAGAAAUUCAAAGAGGCUGCAGAUACUGAACACCUUUCCUUAAAAGCUUUACAAGAGAAAGUUCUAAGAGCUGAGGAUUCUAUUAUACAGCUCCCCAAUGACAUUAAAAGGCUUGAUGAAGAUUUACUGCAAGUUAAAGCUGACCUCAACAAAUGGGAAGAAAAUGAACUCUUUAGAAAGGCAUGGGAAACUUUUGGGAAGAACAGUGAAGGACUGGACUCUCGACUGAGGCACAUAGAAGACAGCCUAGAGUCUCUAACUUCUGUUGCUGCUCAAAACAGUGAAAAGUUGCAGUCUUUCUUUUCUAAGGAGGCAGAGUAUGAGAACAAGCUCAGUACCCUAGAACAAAGCAUUACUGCUCUACAGGGAGUCUCAGAUCUGGAUGUAACUUCAGUCACAGAGGUUUUGAAAAAUCUUGGUGAAUCACAGACCUCACUGUACAAUGAUGUGGAAAACUUGAGGAGAAGCAUCAGUGACCUGCCAUCCUCUGAUGCUCUUCAGGAUGUCCAGAAGCAAAUUAGUACUUUGUUGGAGCAAGGAACUCUUCAGACUGGUGAAGCACAUUCUCAAGGAUAUCUUGAAAAAUUUUCUUCUGUGGAAGGCUCUGUAGAUGAACUGAGAUCUUCUGUCAGUCAGGUCGAUUCUGAUUUGAAAAUGAUAAGAACUGCAGUGGAUAGUUUAGUUGCGUACUCGGUGAAAAUUGAAAACAAUGAGAACAACUUGGAGUCUGUGAAGAGCUCAAUAGAUGAUCUGAGGAAUGAUCUGGAGAGAUUAUUUGUGAAAGUAGAGAAAAUACAUGAAAAAGUUUAGGCAGCAGUGCUCCUCGUGCAAAUAAUGGGUUAAGGAGAGUAGCUUUUGUAUGCCUAAUUUUUUUUUUUAUUAUUAUUAUU